CCCAACCCAAGCCCCAAUCCUUGCCCAAGUCCAAGCUUCUGCUCCAACCCAAGCCCCAAUCCCUGCCCAAGCCCAAGCUCCUGCCCCAGCCUCAGAUCCAGUCUCAGUCCCCACAAGUAAGUCAAUGCCUGCAAGUCAGGAGCCUAGUAUGACUCUUCGCAAGGGCAACCAGGAGGGGCAGAUCUCAACCAGCUGGGGAAAUCUUAUUUCAAUGGUUCUUAGGAGUCACCCCUUCCCCCGGCAAGAGAGGCCCCAAGGGACAGACCUAAGGGCAGCUCCGGAGAGCCAGAGAGAGCCCAGCAGUUCCACAGCCUCGGAGAACAGGGAGUCUGGUUCUCUCCCCGAAGGGACCAUUCCUAGUCUCAAGGACAUGCACGGCUCCCCAGCUGGGGCGGCCACAGGGGCAGGCACAGGGGGCCUGGCUGAGGCAGGACAUCAGCCGCAGCACAGAAGCUCUGAGGCUAACGAGGCUGCGGUGCCCGGGGCCCCAGCUCCACUGUCAGAACAGAGGAAGCCUGGCCCUGCACCUUCCCCCUCUGCCAGGCGGGAGCCACAGCCUGUCCCCAGGCCACGGAAACACAGCAUGUGUGAGCUAGCCAAGAGCUCUGAGCUGAAGGCCAGCCAGGCGGCCCCAGGAGAGGCCCCAGGGAAGAGGCCCAGCCCCGUAGGCAGCAGGGAGGUCCUCACAGAGGAGCAGAAAGAGGCCCGCAAACUCAUGGUGUUUCUGCAGAGGCCUGGGACCUGGGGGGUGGUGGAGGGGCCCCGGAAGCCCAGCUCCCCUGCCCGGGAGCCGGCUUUGGCAGCAGCUCUGCAGCGGCGGCUGGACCUGGGCAGCUGCCUGGACGUCCUGGCCUUUGCCCAGCAGCAUGGGCAGCCUGUCCUGGCCCAUGAGACCUAUGCUUUGAUGAGCGACAAUCUGCUGCACGUGCUGGGCGACCCGAACCUCUACCGGCAGCUGAGUGGGGCUGACCGGGAGCGCAUCCUGGGCCUUCGAACUAGCAGGGGCCAGGCUGUGCUGGGGGUCCUCGUGCUGCCCAGCCUCUACCAGGUGAGCCGCUCAGGGCUCACCAGGGGCCCCCGAGUGGAGGAGGCUCCUGCCACAGGUGCUGCGCCCCUGCCUCCCCCAUCGCACCUGCACGUGUUCAACCCCCAAGAGAACACCUGGCGGCUCCUGACGCAGGUGCCAGAAGAGGCCCCGCUGCGGGGCUGUGGUCUCUGCACCAUGCACAACUACUUGUUCCUGGCAGGGGGCAUCCGUGGCUCGGGCACCAAGGCCACCUGUUCCAAUGAGGUCUUCUGCUACAACCCUAUGACCAACAUCUGGAGCCAGGUGCGGCCCAUGCAGCAGGCCCGUGCCCAGCUCAAACUGGUGGCCCUGGACGGGCUGCUCUACGCCAUCGGUGGCGAGUGCUUGUACAGCAUGGAGUGCUACGACCCCCGCACAGACACCUGGACCUCACGGGCGCCCCUCCCCGCGGGCACCUUCCCUGUGGCUCACGAGGCCGUGGCCUGCCGUGGGGACAUCUAUGUCACUGGGGGCCACCUCUUCUACCGCCUGCUCAGGUACAGCCCGGCGAAGGAUGCUUGGGAGGAGUGCCCCUACAGCGCCAGCCACCGGCGUUCCAGCGACAUGGUGGCACUGGGCGGCUUCCUGUACCGCUUUGACCUGCUGCGGGGCGUGGGUGCCGCCGUGAUGCGCUACAACACCGUGACGGGCUCGUGGAGCCGGGCCGCCCCCCUGCCCCUGCCGGACCCUGUCCCGCUGCGCUGCACCGUGCUGGGCAACACCAUCUACUGCCUCAACCACCAGGUCACGGCCACCUUCACGGUCUCCGAGGGGACUGCCCAGUUCCAGGCCAAGGAGCUGCAGCCUUUCCCCCUGGGGAGUAAAGGGGUCCUCUGCCCAUUCAUCCUGACUCUGCCCCACUCGGCCCCGCUCCAGACUUCCCUCUGA
This is a messenger RNA of Pipistrellus kuhlii (Kuhl's pipistrelle), 1954 nucleotides long. RefSeq names its product kelch domain containing 7B (gene KLHDC7B). Lineage: Eukaryota; Metazoa; Chordata; Mammalia; Chiroptera; Vespertilionidae. The transcript has a single exon. The coding region runs from base 125 to 1954 and encodes 609 amino acids. The record is from RefSeq and is a predicted model, not a curated record. Gene Ontology annotation, molecular function: protein binding.